Molecule: messenger RNA, 958 nt
Organism: Phragmites australis (common reed)
Lineage: Eukaryota; Viridiplantae; Streptophyta; Magnoliopsida; Poales; Poaceae
Product: enoyl-CoA delta isomerase 2, peroxisomal-like
Exons: 3
Coding region: 3-917 (304 amino acids)
Source: RefSeq, a predicted model, not a curated record
AUAUGAUACUUUGUAGAUCCAAAGAGGUAGUUGGUCGACAAAAUACAGCAAUGGGUUUUUGCAGCCUUGUCGCCCAAGACGGUGGCAUCUUCGUCCUCACAAUGGCCACUACCGACGGCCACCAGUACCUGAACGACGAAGCCAUAACGGAGCUUGUCGACAAGCUCAGCACCGUCCGGAAGAACCCUGAGCUGAGAGGUCUAGUGACUACCUCUAAGAUCGGCUCCUUCUGCGAUGGCAUCGACUACGACAAUAAUCCGGAGGAGCAGGCGGCGCACCUCGCGCAAGGCAUGGCUGAGGUUAUCCGGCUGCUGCUGGAGAUGCCGGUGCCCACCGCGGCGGCCGUGGCCGGCAACGCGACGUCGCUGGGCCUCGCGCUGGCGCUGGCGCACGACCACUGUGUCGUGUGGGACUACGCGGUGGUGAUGCUGCCCGAGGCGCAGCGCGGGCGCCCGCUGCCCGAGUACGCGUCGGCGCUGCUGCGCGACAAGGUGGCGCACGCGCGGCUGCGGAAGCUGCUCAUGCUCAAGUCGCAACGGUGCACCGGCAAGGAGCUCGCCUCCACUUGGUAUUCAGCGCACUGCGCUAACAGCGACAGAGCCGCGUUGGUGAACAGCGCUUGGGAAGUACUUGAAGGGGUCGAGGUCGGGAAAGGCACGGAUUUUGCCAAAGCGAGGCAGAUAAUGUGGCCGGAGAGCUGCGCGGCCGUCGGCGUGGCGACUCUGCCGCCUCGGCCGCGGCCAUCUCCUCAAGAACUACAGAGUGAGAAAGCAAAGCAGGAUCCAGGAAAAAUAUUUGACAAGCAAAACAAGCCGGCGCUUCAAAGGGGGAGCGGUAAUGCAAUAUAUACCCUAUCUUCCGUCAAUAUCAUCCCCAUGCCUCUUACUUACCGAUGCUUGAGAAUAAAUUCGAUCUAACAACAACAAUUAAACCUAAUCUAGACAAAAUAAACCACCGU